UUAAUUUUUUUUUAACCAGGUUUUGAUUUAACGUGACAUUCAAGGCGUCGUUAUGUUCCAAAAUUCUCUCGAAUUCAAUAUCUUCUCUUACAUGGGUUUUGACAAUACCAGUUCCAAUUCCUCCAAUUUUACUGAACCAUUUAAUUUCAUCUUGUCUUCUUUGCUGGGUUUUGUUUAAUUUACGUGUUUUUGGAGCUUUUUAAUUUUUUAUUUUUUGAAAUCCCAUUUGAUAAUUUGCCGAUAUCGUAAGCCUGGGCCUGAGUUUUGUGCAAUAGUCUAUUUAUUUUCUAGGUGAAUUUGCACUGGGAAUCUGCACUUAGAUAACUUGAAGAAACCUCAUUUGAUACUUUCUCAAACAGUUUAGAUAUGCCAAAUCCCUUUCCUUAGGCCAUUUUGAAGAUUACCCAUUUUACUAGUUUGCUUUGGAAUGGCGGAUUCCAUAGCAAAUCCGGAUAUUUCGGAGGAGACAUCGCCUGAUAUGCUGAAGAAUACCCCGUCGAACAUUGCGAGAUUGGAGGAUGUGAUAGAGCAUUCCAAAGGCCGUCAGAAGUACCUGGCACAGACUAGGAGUCCCUCUGAUGGAAGCGAUGUUCGAUGGUAUUUCUGCAAGGUGCCUUUGGCUGAGAAUGAGUUGGCUGCCUCAAUUCCUCGCACGGAGAUAGUGGGAAAGAGUGAUUAUUUUCGUUUUGGCAUGAGAGAUUCUCUUGCAAUAGAGGCUUCUUUCUUGCAGAGAGAGGAAGAAUUACUCUCUAGUUGGUGGAAAGAAUAUGCAGAUUGUAGUGAAGGUCCUAGGAGUCGACCUUCAUCCAGUAAGAAGCUCGAUAUGCAAAAAACUGCACCCUCUAUAGAAAGUGCUAAGGCAACUCAAUUGUAUGAAGUGGAUGAAGAGAGAGUUGGUGUGGCUGUAAAAGGAGGACUUUAUGAGGUAGAUCUAGUGAAGAGACAUUGUUUUCCUGUUUAUUGGAAUGGAGAAAAUCGGCGUGUUUUAAGGGGUCAUUGGUUUGCUCGUAAAGGGGGCCUUGAUUGGCUGCCCAUUCGUGAAGAUGUUGCAGAACAAUUAGAGACUGCAUAUUGCAGCCAGGUUUGGCGUCGGAGAACAUUUCAACCAACAGGGCUUUUUGCAGCGCGUAUUGAUUUGCAAGGGUCUACUCCAGGACUUCAUGCACUUUUCACGGGAGAAGACAAUACAUGGGAAGCUUGGCUUAAUGUUGAUGCUUCUGGUUUUAAAAGUGUCAUUAGCUUAAGUGGAAGUGGAAUUAAGUUGAGGCGUGGUUUUUCAGCAUCUCACUCAGCAAAACCAACCCAGGAUGAGCUUCGACAACAGCAGGAGGAAGAAAUUGAUGAUUACUGUUCACAGGUUCCUGUUCGUCAUGUUGUUUUUAUGGUUCAUGGCAUUGGCCAGAGGUUGGAGAAAUCUAAUUUGGUUGAUGAUGUUGGUAACUUCCGCCAUAUCACGGCGGGUCUUGCUGAAAGACACCUUACUGCACACCAACGUGGUGCUCAGCGAGUUCUUUUCAUACCAUGCCAGUGGAGAAAGGGCUUGAAGCUUAGUGGUGAAAGUGCAGUUGAAAAGAUUACUUUGGAUGGUGUACGUGGUUUGCGUACCAUGCUGAGUGCAACUGUGCAUGACGUAUUAUAUUACAUGAGCCCCAUCUAUUGUCAAGAUAUUAUUAACUCGGUAUCAAACCAAUUAAACUGGUUAUAUUUGAAGUUUCUUAAGCGGAAUCCUGGUUAUGAUGGAAAGGUUUCUAUCUAUGGUCAUUCUUUGGGAAGUGUCCUGUCAUAUGACAUCCUCUGCCAUCAGAAGAAUCUAUCCUCACCAUUUCCCAUGGAUUGGAUGUACAAGGAACAUGCUAAGACUGAUCAAUCUUCUCUUGACAUGAAGAACCAAUCUUCUGUAGUUGUCUCUUCAUCCAAUCGGGAGGGUAAAAAAUCCAGUGUGCUUAAUGGAGCAAUGGAGAAAGUUGAUCCUGUUCAUGAAGAAAUGACAAGUGAACAAUCAACUUCAUUAUGUCCUGAUGGACAUUCAUCAAAUUUUUCCACUAGCAUGAAUCAACUGGUCAAUGAUAUAGUGCAACUGCCUGCAGUUUCUGUGGAUGCUAAACAAAGAAGUGAUGAGAAAAGUGACCAUGUAUUGGGUAAUGAUUCCAGCAGCAGUCUUUCUCAGGAAAGAGUUCAAUUAGUUGAAGCUUCUGGAGUGAAAUGUGAUGACCACAUUAAUGGUUUCGACAAAAUGUUAGCAGAAGACUGCAGUGAUACUACCAAUAAAGAUAAAGAAAUUAAAUUUCUGAGGGAAGAGAUUGAUACCCUGAAGGCUAAAAUAGUGGAAUUGGAAUCACAAUGUGGUGGUAAAGCUAUAAGUGGUGGGUUGCAUCAAGAAAAUACAGUGGACAUUGUAUCCACAACGAAGCAACCCAUAUCUGAGAAGCUGCCAUCUGGCUUAGAUGAUGCACCAAAGAGUUAUACACCUUAUAUUAAGUACACAAAGCUUGAAUUCAAGGUUGACACUUUCUUUGCCGUUGGAUCACCUCUUGGAGUCUUCCUUGCGCUUCGUAACAUUCGAAUUGGAAUUGGCAAAGGGCAAGAAUAUUGGGCAGAGGAAAAUAUUAAUGAAGAGAUGCCAGCUUGUCAGCAAAUGUUCAACAUUUUUCACCCAUUUGAUCCUGUUGCAUAUAGAGUAGAACCACUUGUCUGUAAAGAAUACAUCAUAAAACGUCCCGUUAGUAUUCCUUACCACAAAGGUGGAAAAAGGUUGCAUAUUGGAUUUCAGGAAUUUGCGGAAGAUUUAGCUGCUCGUUCUCAGGCAAUGAUGGAUCACCUUCAUUUUUUAAAGGUUAAAGUGCUUACAGUGUGCCAAUCAAGAAGCAUGGAUGGCCUAGAAGAGGGAGUUGAAAAUGUUCAAGAAAGAGAAGAGAGGACGUAUGGUGCUUUAAUGAUGGAAAGAUUAACUGGAACUGAAGAAGGACGAAUAGAUCACAUGCUUCAAGAUAAGACAUUUGAACAUCCAUAUUUACAAGCCAUUGGAUCACACACAAACUACUGGAGGGAUUAUGAUACCGCUCUGUUCAUUUUGAAACACUUAUAUAAAGAUAUGCCUGAAGAUGCCAACUUACCUGAGGGAUCUUGUGAACACAAUUCAAAAGAUGAGAGUACUUCCACUGGAUGGACGGAUCGAUGGCAGGCUAAAGAGGAGGAACUUCCUUUGACAUUCUCUAACAGAAUGAUGGUUAAAAACUUCUCGAGGAAAGCUAAAAUGUAUAUGAAGGAAACUUGAGUGCUGAGAGGAGUCCUCUCAAUUCUUGUAUGCUGGAUUUACAUGCAACUGCAGCUACACUCAGCAGGGCUUGGCCUUCAUGAUUACCUUCAGCGCACUUUGCAUUAAUUACACGCUCGGCGAGGACAAAUCAUUGCAAACUUUGAAUGAUUUGUGGAUGAAGUUGAUGUGUGCAUGCUAUGGUUGGAAAUUAGAAGAAUUAUCAGGAGGGAUACAUUUCAGAGAAUACUAGUUGCAACGGUUAGUUAACUAGUUAGUAGUUUCCCACAGAGCAGGUGGCCUCUUCUUUGGUUUCUUUAUGUUCAUAAAAGGAAAUAUAGGAAGUUAGGAAACAUAAUGAACUUACCACAUUGAAAUGAAGGUGGGUUGGUUGUAACAGGUGUAUAUAUGCUAAAAAAUAUUUGAAAGCUAUGACAUGUAGAUAAACUGUGCAGUUCAAAGUUGUGUAUGAAACAUUUUUCUUUGUAUUUAUCUGUUGUAGAUUUUUCUGCAAGAUAUGGAUUGUGAUUAUAAAAAAUUCUUUGGCUUGAUGAGAGUACAA
Molecule: messenger RNA, 3815 nt
Organism: Hevea brasiliensis (rubber tree)
Lineage: Eukaryota; Viridiplantae; Streptophyta; Magnoliopsida; Malpighiales; Euphorbiaceae
Product: phospholipase SGR2
Exons: 21
Coding region: 428-3274 (948 amino acids)
Cellular component (GO): cytoplasm
Molecular function (GO): metal ion binding; glycerophospholipase activity
Source: RefSeq, a predicted model, not a curated record